Pogonomyrmex barbatus (red harvester ant) is the source of this 849-nucleotide messenger RNA. RefSeq lists its product as uncharacterized. The record is from RefSeq and is a predicted model, not a curated record. Lineage: Eukaryota; Metazoa; Arthropoda; Insecta; Hymenoptera; Formicidae.
GUCAUAGAGAAUUAAUAUAGUCUUGUUACAAGCGCCAUGAAGUCCGUUUACAUUAUUCUGAUAUUUACUUCUCUAGUUUCGGCAGAACCCGAAACUAUGAAUGUUAUUGAAAUUGGAAAUUGGAGUAUUGACAUAAAUGACAUUGUGGAUGGUAUUAUUCCUCAGAUUUCGCAAUUUAUUGUCGAAAAUAAUUUGGAUCCGCUCAAACUCCCAAAUACUGAAAAAAGAUUGUGGAUGGGGAAACCAAUGGUAGCCAACCAAGCUCCGAAGAUCGAACCAAAGAUAUAUAGAGCCGAUUUCCAUUUACACUCGGGAUUAUUGAAACACUUGUCCAAUUUGAAACGUUAUGGCAACGCCACUCUCAAUUACGAAAAUGAUUUAUAUUUCGAUGUUGGCUUCGAAUUCGAACUUUUAGAGGGAACGUACAAUUACACCCUAGAUUUGGUCUUUCUAAAUUUUAAAGGUCGCAUUACAGCUUUAACGGAAAACGUACGCUGUAAAAUUAACGUCAAAUCUGACCUAACAGAUCAGACUUUAACUCUCACCAAAUUUGAGUUACAAGUUCCAGGUAAAAUUGAUGUAAUAGUCGAACAUAAGAACGGAAAAGUAGAUUGGAUAAAUACGGUCAUCGUCAAUAUUAUAACUCCGUUCUUUAAGAAUGCGAUUGUGUAUACUGUUCAAAAUGAAGCGGCAAAUGCAAUUCAAAAAUAUUUCGAUGAGCUAAGCAAAACAACUGCUCAACAGAAACCAUUUGCUUUUCCUUCCAAUUAUUACCAACAUGAUGUAUCGAAUUAGAAUUGUGUGUGUGUAUGUGUGUGUGUGUGUGUGUAUGUGUGUGUGUGUACGUGU